AUGGCUUCUACAAUGAAAUUGAGUCAAUUGUUCUCAUUGCUGGCAUUCGUUUGCAUGUUCCUCAUCAAUCUGUCAUUUCCAGGGUAUUCAGCUGCAGACGUAGUGGGAAAUGAGACUGAUAAACUUGCAUUGCUUGCAUUCAAGUCCCAAAUAAUUGAAGAUCCUCUUGGAGUCUUGGCCUCGUGGCAUGAGUCUUUCCAUUUUUGCAACUGGACUGGAGUUUCAUGUAGCAAUGAACAGCAAAGGGUCAUUAAUUUGAAUCUACAAGGGAAAAUAUUGUCUGGAAUGCUGUCAUCUUCGGUCGGGAAUUUUUCGUUCAUCAACCUACUUGAUCUGUCUGGCAACUCCUUCCAAGGUGAGAUUCCCCCGGAACUUGGCAAGCUCGGAAGGAUUCAAAACUUGAAUCUCAGCUAUAAUCUUCUAGGUGGAGGAAUUCCACCUGUUUUAUCCAACUGUUCCAGCCUCCAGGGCUUGGCACUAAACCACAACUAUCUCAUAGAGUCAAUUCUACCUGAGCUUGGAUUAUUAUCAGAGCUCAGGAAACUGUAUCUUGGAAACAACAAUCUCACAGGUACUGUCCCAGCUUCCCUUGGAAAUUUAUCAUCUCUUCAGGAGCUAGAUAUGUCGUACAACCGGUUGAAGGGUGAGAUCUCGAGUACAAUAUCCCAGUUGAUAAACCUUCGAGUAUUCCGAUUAUCAGUAAACAUUAUUUCUGGGGAAUUUCCAGCUCCAUUGUACAAUUUGACAUCCCUAGAAUUUAUAGCUCUGUCCUUUAACAACUUAACUGGUAAGCUGAGUAACAAUAUUUAUAGGGAAUGUGAGCCUCCACGUCAUCAGUCUCCAAGUCAUUAG
Molecule: messenger RNA, 852 nt
Organism: Fraxinus pennsylvanica
Lineage: Eukaryota; Viridiplantae; Streptophyta; Magnoliopsida; Lamiales; Oleaceae
Source: the annotation of a GenBank genome assembly